AUGAGUUUAGAAUCUUUGUUCAGCUUACCACCAGAAAAUCUAUCAAACUUUAAACAAUUUUAUGGAUUUGGUACAGGAGGUAAUUGCUACAUUCGCGUCAAUGAACGACUAAAACAAAUUUUUAAAUCAUAUAAAUUAGAUAAACAAAACAUUGAUUCGGUCAAACACAUUUUGCGCGAUACAUGCAUUGUUGCUUUCGAUCAUCCAAAUAUCCCAAAAGUUCAUAGUUUAUAUUUUGCCGAAGAAAAAGAAAAGGCAGUUCUAUCUGCCUCUUACCAGUAUAUUCAAGCAGCAGAAAAUAAUGGAAAUGUACACUCAUUACUUGAAUCCAAAGCAAUUUAUAACAUUUUUAAAACAAUACAAUAUAUCCAUCAAAAUGGCAUCCAUCAUUGCGAUUUGGACAUAGCUAAUAUUCUUUUCCUUGAUAAUGGCGACAUUGCAAUUAUAGAUUUCGACAGAUACAAUCAAGGAGAAAUUCGACACGCAGAUGAGAUCUUUGUGAACUCAAUCCUAAUGGAAUACAGUGAUGAGUUUGCAUUACUCAUUUUUUCCAUCAUUUACAGCGGAAAACUUUCUUGUUCAGAAGAUUUACGUAACGAAAUUCAUGAUUUCGUUAAUGCUAUCGACAAAUUAUUCGAUAAAUCAUACCAAAGUACUCAGUUCGAUGAUAUUGAUUUAACCAAUGUCAAAAAUGAAACUGAUAUGAAUGAAAUUAAAAAAAUUUCGAAAUUAAUACAAAGCAAAAUAAAAUAUGAUGGUCCAGAGAACAUAGUAAUAAGAAUUUUAGAGAAUUAUGUUGACGCGUUCAUCAACAGCUUCGAAAAAUUCGAAAAAGAUCAAAAAAUAAUUUUUGAGUACAAUAAAAAGUGCAUGAACAUGCAUUUCAUAUCAGAAUCAUUGAAGAAGAAUGUCAUGCUUUCAAAAUUUAUUGAUUACGCGUUCAAACAAUCGAAAAAUAGAGAUCCAGAUGCAAUUGCCUUUCUUGGUGAAGUUUUCUUGACAGGAGUUGAAUCAAACCUCACUAAAUCUGCUAAAAUCCACUACAUCUGCGAUCAUACUCGUAUUAAACAAAGAAUUGAAACUGCAUAUUUAUUAUUCAUCAAAGCAAUGGGAAAUGGCUCUGAUUUCGCAAGGGAUCGCAUUUCUGCUGGAUUUCAGAUCAUGAAAUCGCUUCUUUCAUUGGAUUCUCCAACAAAUGAACAAAAAAUUUUAUUGGCUCAAAUGUGCGAAGCAUUUGGAUCCCACAUGUACAAUUUCUGGGGUGAAAACAGUCAAUUUAAAGAUUAUUUCUUUGAAUUCGAUGAUAUUUCAAAAUAUAAUAAAAAUGAUCUCGAGAAAAUGCUGGAAAACGCUGAUCCUGAGUUGAUAUAUAACUUAGAAUUCAAGCAGCUUUGCACAAUUAAAGCAAAAGAAAUUUAUGAAGAAAAUAAUUUUGAUUUCCUUUUGUUUAUGAUGAAAAUUAAGACUCUUUUGCUUAUUGAUCCUACCAAUUCACAAAUUGUGCAAGAAUUUAAUAAUUACAAGGAAGAAAAAAUUUAUUAUGAAGAUUUUGAUUUCGAAAUGAGCUCUUACUAUUGGUAUUACAUACCAGACAAGUACGAACAGUUCGAAGAGUGCAUCAAUGAGCAAAUGCUUUUACUUAAGAGAGUUCCUGAGCCAAAUCAGUUGAUGAACUUCCCUGUUAUCCUGCAAGCUGAUGUUUUUGAGCAUCUCUUAGCAGAUUAUUUCCAACUUAUCUAA
Messenger RNA from Trichomonas vaginalis G3, 1740 nucleotides. RefSeq names its product protein kinase-like (PK-like) family. Gene Ontology annotation, biological process: protein phosphorylation; vesicle-mediated transport. Gene Ontology annotation, molecular function: protein kinase activity; ATP binding. Gene Ontology annotation, cellular component: membrane. The coding region runs from base 1 to 1740 and encodes 579 amino acids. The record is from RefSeq and is a predicted model, not a curated record. The transcript has a single exon. NCBI's taxonomy places the organism in Eukaryota, Parabasalia, Trichomonadida, Trichomonadidae.